UUUUUUUUUCGCUCAGAUCACUGAUUAAGUGCUUGUGCUGAUUGACAAUCCUAUUACGAUAUGAAACCAGAAGAGACGGACAUUCACGGAUUGACUAAUACUAAUCUGCUAGAUCGUUGAAAUGGUGAGUUUAUGAGCGACGUUCUGUUGGGUAAGAGGCCCGAUCCAUAGUCGCUUAUGGUGGGCACGAUCUCACACAACGGCCUCGAGGUACAUAGGCUGUGAUAUAUAAAUCCGGGCUCUUCUGGCUUUUUGAAUUAUUCACUUCACCAUGGACGGUUACCAAUUUAUCAUCGAGUCCCCCCAGGAAAGCCAAGGUCACAAGAAACGUCCGCGUCUUGUGACUUCUUGCGAUAACUGCCGCCUCAAAAAAAUCAAGUGUCUCCAGUCAUCUCCCGAGACGCAAUGUGAGGCUUGCAAGGCAGCCAAAAUUCCAUGCAAGUUUCGGGAUCGCGAACGAUAUUUUGCUGAGCGCAGCCGAGCUAUCGCGGGCCCCAGUUCCGCGCCACCGUACCCUCGACCAUCGAGUAGAGCAACAAGUGUUGUCCCGGAGUCUUCAGAGCGCUCCGGUUCAAGUACUACAAAGGAAUACGCCACUCCGGCAUCGACCUCGUACGCGCCACCAUCGCAAGGAUAUGCCAAUUCUAUGUCUCGUUCCCCGUCCUACUCGCCACCAGGAACAGCAUCCACGGAUCACGCCCGCUAUCAAACCUAUCCAGAUCACUCGAGGCCUUCCACAACUCAUAGACACACCCCUGCAGACGAUCAACUUCGUCGAUACACAACUCCCAAUCCGGGUCAAGCAUUAGGACGUCCUCAUCCCACAUCGGGCGGCUACCGGCAGGUCUUUGACCCAAUGCACCCUCAGAUGCCACAACGCAGCUGGAUGCCACAUUUCAUCCAGAUAUUCAUCAGCCAGCUCGGCAGUCAAUGCGCGUUCGUGACUUACGACGACCUAUAUGAAAAAUUCCGACAUCAAACUCUAUCUCCUUUACUCUCUAACUGUAUUGCAGCACUAGGCGCAAGGUUCUCUGACAUACCAGAUAUUGUCGCGCGUGGUCCGCACAACGUUGCAGAUAUUUUCUGCGAGAAUGCCAAGGAGAUGCUGUCCGCGGCGCUUAACCAACCGUCCCUCGACGUUCUUCACGCCGUCAUCAUCCUAGCAUGGACGGAAUACAAAACCGGUCGGCUUCUUGGAUUCCGACAAUACGGGGAUCUUGCCAUGAGAACCGCAAUAGCUAUAGGGUUGUCUGAGGAAUCCACCAGGCAGAUGAGCCCUUACGACAGUUAUCAAAAUCGUCUUCGACUGACAUGGCAAAGUGUCUCCCAACUGUACGCCUCAUCGGCUUUGUCGGGGUAAUUUGAAUGAUACUACACCAGCGAUGUCGAAUAUCGCUCUGUUCCUAAAACGCAAUUCUGACCACCCGAAUCGUAUGUCCCUCUUCCCUGGUUCGAUACUUGUGGAAGACGUUUCAUUGGUUUGGUUCCGUCAUUUAACCCCGGAGACCGCUGGCAGGCUUCCUUCAUAUUUCUUCGUUCCGCCCUAUUUAUCUACCUGACAUAUAGAUUAACUCAUCAAUAAUACCACCAGACUGCACGUUACAUUGAUUAGAUAUGUACAAUCAUAUUCAUGUAUACAAGAGACUCCAGAGCAAACUUCAAGCAACAAGAAUGUCAGCCCCA
Molecule: messenger RNA, 1683 nt
Organism: Suillus paluster
Lineage: Eukaryota; Fungi; Basidiomycota; Agaricomycetes; Boletales; Suillaceae
Exons: 9
Coding region: 272-1360 (362 amino acids)
Biological process (GO): regulation of DNA-templated transcription; DNA-templated transcription
Cellular component (GO): nucleus
Molecular function (GO): DNA binding; zinc ion binding; DNA-binding transcription factor activity, RNA polymerase II-specific
Source: RefSeq, a predicted model, not a curated record